UCUCUGGCUGCACCCCUUUCAAAAUGGCGGCUAGAGUUCAAAAAGUUGUAAAGUCGCCAGAGAUUUUGACGCAGGUUUUUCUUCCGUGAUGGUUUUCAUGGAGGUAUCAGGGUGGACGGGGACAUGAACACUUUGUAAAAAGUAUGGAUCAGUAGCCACCCGUAAUAUCUUUUGCAAUCGCCAUUAAAGGACCUUUGAUGUCAAAUGAGAGGAUGGCAGAAAGUAUGGAGACUACCUCACGUCCUCGCAAGAGACGGAUCGGUCUUGUUAUGGAGGACGAUGACCUCUCCUGGAGCUUCCAGCCCGAAACCAAGAGAAUCUGCACCAGCGGUGACAACACCAGUCCCGAGGACGACGUUGUCUGUAAUAUUGUAGUAAAACAGAUGCCUCCGGAAAAAGUCGGGGAGAUCAUUCAAACAACCAGUGACGAGUUUCAAUGCCAGAUUCUGGGGUGCAGCAAGUACGUCAACAGCAUUGCAGAGUUCGAAACCCACUACAACACAGUGCACCGUAACGUGUGUGGGGUGUGCAAGAAGUCGCUGCCAUCGGCCUACCUUCUGGACAUUCACCUGCUGGAGUGGCACGACUCUCUGUUUGAACUGAUGAGUGAGAGACAAAACAUGUACCAGUGCCUGCUGGAAAUCUGCCCUGACAGCUUCCGCAAUGCUCAUGACAGGAGAAGGCACAUGGUGCAGGUCCACAAGUAUCCUUCCAACUUCAAGUUUGACAAACCAAGGAAAAAGGACAGAAAUGCCCAUGAUGAUAAAGCAGGUGCGAAGAAAUCACCUUCCCUUGCCAAGUCUGAGGAUACCAAGACAGGUUUAGCCAUGGACACAGGAGCACCUGUUGAAGCAUCAGCUGCCCUGGAUGCAGCACCUGGUGUAACCACAGGAAACACACAACCAGCUGGUGCUACUCACAGACAGUACAGAAUGCCCAGGCAGAUAUGUUUUGGCAGAGGAGCUCCAAGGGGCUUUGAGCACACAAAGCACAAAAGGCCACCAAAGAAACAAGGAGGCAAGAAGAAGGAGGAGAAGCAGAAACUUCAGGAAACACCUGCUCCAGAAGCUGUACGACAUGCAGAGGAGAUGGAGCAGGAAUCUGUGAUGGAAAUGGAGGAGAUGCAGUAAGGCUGCCUCACUAAGGAUCAACCAUCAUCAUACUAGUGCCCUAUAUAUUGACAAAGUUGAAAUAUAAUAAUGAUUGUCAAAAAGAAUGCAGUUUUGACUGAUGUGAUGUAUGUUCAUUCAACAAGACCACACAGUUCAUGAAUUUUCAAAGUACUUAUAACUUAUUGGCAAAGCCAUGUAGUAUCAUAUCUAUUUUUUAUAGAUUUCCAGAGUAGGAAAGAAAGCUUGAAGACAAAAAGACAAAAUAAACUGUUGCAAGCUUCGACAUCAAAAUAUGUGUACAAAUGUAGUUACAUGUGUAUGGCUGGUCUUUAUUGCCAUUGGUUAUGUGCCAAUGACUAGAAAGGAUAUCAUUUGACCUGGUAUAUAUACACAUGUAGUACUAGUAAAGUAUAUGAUAUUGCCUAUGAAGGUUAGACAUCCAGGUAAUGAGAUACACCAAAAAGCAUAAAGUACAUGUAUAUGAUGUCAUGUACUAGUAAUUCAUAAGCACUCUCAAGUUGUAAUGCAUGCAAUAAAUGAUCUUGAAAUGUUA
This is a messenger RNA of Branchiostoma belcheri (Belcher's lancelet), 1665 nucleotides long. Its product is annotated as zinc finger protein 511-like. The transcript is spliced from 6 exons. NCBI's taxonomy places the organism in Eukaryota, Metazoa, Chordata, Leptocardii, Amphioxiformes, Branchiostomatidae. Bases 198 to 1130 code for a protein of 310 amino acids. The record is from RefSeq and is a predicted model, not a curated record.